AUGUGUCGUGUUUCCGUCGACGUUCAAGGGACCAACACGGUGCCGCAUCGAUACGCCAGAGCCCCACAGCUUUGGGCGCUGGGGAUCGGUGCUGUCAUCAGCGGCCAGUACUAUGGCUGGCAGUCGGCCCUGAUUGCCGGGUUCGACGGCAUGCUGCUCGUCCUGUGCAUGGUGACCGUGCUCUACGUGAUGUUGUCGUUCUCCAUUGCCGAGCUUUCAUCCACGAUCCCAGCAGGAGGCGGCCCCUACAUCUUCGCGCUACACGCGAUUGGCCCUCGCGCAGCUUUCUUCAGCGGGUUGGCAGAGACGCUGAAGGUGAUCGCUGUCAACGCGUCGACGUUCUACACCGUGUACUCGUACCUCCAAGCGCUGUUCAACGUCGACGUGAAGUUCGCCCCAUUUUUCUUCGUCGCGUUUGGCAUCCUCUUCCUGAGCCUGAACGUCUUCGGGGUGCAGGCGUCGUUCCGGAUGCAGGCGUGCUCGACCACGUUGUGUGUGGCGCUGCUGUUGAUCUUCUUCGUCGCUUCAAUCCCGUACCUUGACUAUGAUAAGUGGGUCGUCCAGCAGCAUUGGGAGUUCACGAGUCUGGACAGCGCCAUCCACGCAAUCCCGUUCGCGAUGUGGUUCUACCUGGGCAUCGAGGAGCUCCCACUCGCCAGCGACGAGACCAUCGAGCCCGAGAAGAACGUCCCUCGGGGAUUGUUCUUGUGCAUCGUCACGCUGGUGUUCCUGUCUUUCGGUACGGCCACAUUCAGCUCCCUCAUUUCCCCGGGGGCUGAGGCCAUGGCUAACGUCUCGGCGCCACUAGUUACCAGCUUCCAGACGCUAUUCGGCAAUGGAGCCACGACGACGGUCCUGAAGUGGCUGACCGUCAUUGCGCUAACUUCCAGUCCGAACUCGUACAUUUUCUUCAUGGGGCAGUUGCUGUUUGCCAUCGCCAAGGACGGGUACUUCCCCAAAUUCCUCGCGUACGAGCACCCGACUCGAGGCACCGCAGUCGGCGCACUGGUCUUCGGUACCAUAAUGUGCGAAGUAAUCGCCAUCACGCUGCACUACACUAUUGGAGACGCCAACCUGGGAUCCGCGCUCAUCAACUUGACGCUGCUGGGCGCUCUCAUCUCGUACGUGUUCCAGCUGCUCUCAUACAUCUACCUGGCCGUGCGGCAGCCUGGGCGUGCCCGACCGUACCGCAGCCCGUUCGGGGUCACGGGCGCUGUCGUCGGGAUCGCGCUGUGCGGAGUGGCCAUCUUCGCCAUCCUGUACAGCAGCCUGAGCGACACCAUUUUCCUGGCCUCCAUCGUCGUCACCGUGCUGGUGUUCAUGCUCGGCAGCAUCUACUACGUCAAGCACGUCGAGCCUCAGAUCAAGAACAACACGCUGUGCUCGCCCGCGGCACCCAAGGGCGUGCGCGAGAAAAUCGUCAAGCGCAACCAGGCGAACUACCACACCAUGGCGUCAGGAAAGACCGGCUUGCAUGCGCUGUCAGAAGUCAACCAUGGUUUCUCCCGCGAUUGA
Messenger RNA from Phytophthora sojae, 1515 nucleotides. RefSeq lists its product as hypothetical. The transcript has a single exon. Gene Ontology annotation, biological process: transmembrane transport. NCBI's taxonomy places the organism in Eukaryota, Oomycota, Peronosporomycetes, Peronosporales, Peronosporaceae. The record is from RefSeq and is a predicted model, not a curated record. The coding region runs from base 1 to 1515 and encodes 504 amino acids. Gene Ontology annotation, molecular function: transmembrane transporter activity. Gene Ontology annotation, cellular component: membrane.